CUAUAUAUAUAUGUAAAACAUUUGUAUCUCUUCUUUUUAUUUAAAUCGAAAAUAAUUGAUUCACUCUGUAUAUGCAAAUGCAAAUCUAUUACUAGUGUCAUUAAUCUUGAUCUACAAUUUAUUGUCUCGUUUAACGACAGCAUUUUAUUUCUCUCUUUCUCUCUCUCUCUCUCUCUCUCUCUCUCUCUCUCUGUCUCUCUCGUUAUAUACACGCCCUUCGAAAAUGACUUUUCACGAUAUUUCUCUCGAAUGAAUUCAGGUACUUAUAUAAAAAUUUUUUUUUGAUAAACGAUUGUCGUUCAUAGAAAAAUGUAAUCGUGCCCGAUAAGCGACAUUAAUGCUACAAAUUUUAUUCAUUGUCACGCGCUAAAAUUGAGCCACAAGUUAGCAACCCUGUGGGAAACCACUGCAAAUAGUGCAACCCCCGUCGGUGGUGAAAAGCACGUAGGGUGAUUCUCGUUUUUCAAAGGGAAGGAUAUAUUUUAUCAUUGACAUUAAUAUUUUUCUAAACAUUGAAAUCGUUUCUCUAUUUUUUUUAGAUUUCUCUUUUAUUUUUUAAAUCACUAACAAAUUGAGGGAUAUGAUGAUAUAUAAGAACAUAAAUAUAUCAAAAUUGUGUGCUUAUGUGAACAUCCUGUAUAAGGCUAAGCCGAUGUUGACGUACAAUGGAUGUAACGGUGUAACAACGGAAACGGACAAUGGUUCUCCUGCUGAAUCAUUUUUAUCAGCCGAAGGAGAACUUGCCGAGGAGCCAGGGGAUUCGCCGGGUACUCCGAGAGAUACCGAGGAAGAGGCAACCCUUUCCGAUGAAUUUUAUUCCCACGACACCGACGAAGAAGAAGAACAGGGAAGGCGUAGGAGAGAUCGUGCGAAUUCCCUAGACGGCAUUUCAUCUUCCGGUAACGGUCAAUUAGGCUCGCCCACACUUCGGAUAGGCAAUGUUGGUGUUAGGAAAUUAUUUACGAACAGUCGUGAACGAUGGAGACAACAGAAUGUCAGCGGAGCUUUCGCUGAACUUCGAAAGCUUGUUCCUACCCAUCCUCCGGAUAAAAAGUUGUCGAAGAAUGAGAUUUUAAGAAUGGCUAUACGAUACAUAAGAUUGCUAAGUAACGUUCUUGAGUGGCAGAAUGCUCAAGAUCGAAACGGACUGGUCCAUACGCAAGAUGGUGUCAGAGUAAAAUGUGAGGGACACUUUAACAACAACAACAACAACAAUAACAACAAUAAUAAUAAUAAUAACAAUAACAACAACAACAAUAAUAAUAACAACGGUAUUCAAAAGUCCAAUUCUUAUCAGACAAAGUGCCCGAUUAAUUUAACGAAACAAGAGAAACAACAGAUCAACGAGAACGCCCUCCAAUCGUACAGAGUCCAUUAUCUCGGCCAACAACAAAGACAACAUCCUGUCGGUCAUCAUGGCGCCUGUGAUAAGAAUGGGAACAACUUGCUAAUGAUCGUACCAGCUGUAUCGUUAAACGAAUUGUCGGCCUCUUCGGUUGAUAAACACGUGGAUUCCUCGAAUGUUAUUUCUCAAGGUCACCAUCAUUCGGUUAAUCAUUCUUUAGGCUCUAAUCUGAUUCGUUCUUCGUUAUCUUGUUCGUCGUCAUCAUCAUCAUCAUCAUCAUCAUCAUCAUCAUCAUCAUCCUCGUCAUCCUCCUCGUCGUCGUCAUCGUCGUCGUCAUCGUCGUCAUCGUCAUCAUCGUCGUCAUCGUCGUCGUCGUCAUCGUCGUCUUUGUCGUCGUCUUCAUCGACCGUUUCCAACAGAGUUAAUAACUUUUCAAAAUCUCAACAAAUCAAUUACAACGUAUCCUCUACGAAUGGCUCCUUAGUAACUAAUGGAAAUAGUUCGAGUGUUGGACAAAAGAGAUUAUUUAAAGUCGAGAGACAAGACGACGAACAAUCUGGCAUUGGUAGAGAGUGUAGAUCGUCGUCAAUCACCGAACAUCCCAUUCAAGUGCGGAAGAGAGUUAAGGUUACUUUUGCCAAAGAUACAACAGGAAAUUUUCGGCAGGAUUUUAGACAUGUCGAAAGAAAGUGAACAUUGAAAAGAAGGGAAUCAAGCAAGAUAUGAGGAUUGGAUUGGAAAAAGUUUUUGUCGACUUUCUGUCUUACGUAUUUGAGAUAUUCCUAUUACUGUGUGACUGCUUUAUUAUUACUAUUAUUAUUAUUUUUUUUUUUUUUCAUUUUUUUUAUAUAAUUAUAUUUUUUUAAAAGUAAUUCGUUCAAUAAAAGUUCAUUGUUUUUACGAGACAGAAAGCUUAAGUGUUUUCUUGAAUGUAAAUAAAAAAGACAAUAUUAUGUGAUUUCAAUCGAAAAUGUAGAGAGAAAAGAAACAUUCAUGAAUCAUCGUUUCACAAAAACUUUAUUUAUUUAUUUGUUUAUUUAUUUAUUUAUUUAUUUAUUUAUUUAUGUUCGUUUAUCAUGACACUUUUGUACAUCCUGUGCUUGUGGCUUAUUUUAAACCGGUGCAGUGACUUUUUAAUUGUUACAAUAUAUAAACGAUCGAUCGAUCACGCACGUGCGCGCGUGAGAGAGAGAAAGAAAGAGAGAGAGAGAGAAAGAAAGAGAGAGAAAGAGA
Molecule: messenger RNA, 2578 nt
Organism: Vespa mandarinia (Asian giant hornet)
Lineage: Eukaryota; Metazoa; Arthropoda; Insecta; Hymenoptera; Vespidae
Gene: HLH3B
Product: Helix loop helix protein 3B
Biological process (GO): regulation of transcription by RNA polymerase II
Molecular function (GO): DNA-binding transcription factor activity, RNA polymerase II-specific; protein dimerization activity; RNA polymerase II cis-regulatory region sequence-specific DNA binding
Source: RefSeq, a predicted model, not a curated record